Molecule: messenger RNA, 2754 nt
Organism: Symbiodinium natans
Lineage: Eukaryota; Dinophyceae; Suessiales; Symbiodiniaceae
Source: the annotation of a GenBank genome assembly
AUGGUCAACGGACCCAAUGGAGUCCCAGCCGGCCGUGCACCGGUGCUGCGGCGGAGGAGAACAAAGUCGACGGAUGACGUUGGACGGGAGCCAGCUCCUGAAGAGGAGAUAGAGUUGCCAGUUGCGACGGCACCGGCUAUCCGACCGGUUGCCGAGGCUUCCAGCAUCGUGGAUGUCGAUGGCCAGAACCCGGGAAACCCCUCGCAGGCCGAAGAGGCCGAGACGCAGGAGACGGAAGAGACGGAAGAGGCCGAAGAGGCCGAGGACCUCCAGGUUGUGGAGCUCGAAGACGGGCUGGACGUCUUCGUGCAUCGCAAUGCCGAAGCUUGGGUCCUCACUCCGCUUUCUGGACACCUGCGCUUGGAGCUAAGGCCCGUGCCGGCAGAUGGCCUGCCCCCGGCAGGCAGUGACGGUGUCAUCUGGCGCUUGGAUGACAAGGUGUUGGCACAGGGCGUCGAGGAGCACCUGGAGGAUGGCGAGGAGUUUCCGUUGCUUCGCCAAGACAACGAGAGCCUCGCGCGCUCCAUGUCCAGGAGGAUAAAGAAAGUCAGCUCCGGGAUGCGACGGCUGCGAAGCGUCACGGAGAAGCUUGAGGAGAAGCUGAAGCGCUAUCAGGAGGAUCAACUGGACCUUGAGAAGCAGCAGCGGCGCCUUAGACGAGGACGCGAGGACCUCCUCAAGGACCAGGCAGAGCUGGCGAAGCUCCAGAAGCAGCAUGAGGCUGAUCAGGCCAAGCUGGCGCAGGAGCGCUCACGGUUCAAUGAGGAGGUGCGUAAAGUGACAGAGAACCUGGUGCUGUCAAAAAGGCCGCUUUCAGGUGACUCUGCAGUGCUUCCUCCACAGAGCUUCUUCGUGGCUGCACAGGAGGAGUUCUUGCGCGCUGCUCCGGAUCUGAUUCCAGCAGAUGAGGCCUCCAUGGCUCGCAUGCGGACGCGGCCCGAAGCCGCCUUUGGAGCCGCCUGCAAUGACUUCCUCUCCAGCGCUGCCUCGAGCCUCGGUGCAGGUGCGAAUGCCCUGGUGGAUGCCUUGCUAUCGUUUCAGGCCCUUCUCGAUGCCAAGGCUCCGGUGCGUGUGGCGCAGUCCUUGGAGCAAAUGGCGGGCCUGUCACGGGGAGUGGCCAAAGCUGCCAACGUGGGUGGUCGAAUGCGACUGUCCUUCGCGGCCUCGUCGUGCGCACUCUGGUGUGGACUGCAACUCGCAGACUACCUUGCCCAGCGAUGGGACGAGGCCAACAUCCCCGAGCUCCUCCAGGAGUUCUCAGAGGAGACACCAGAUAUGGGCUUCCUUCUCAAGCGAUCUAAGUUCAUCCACCAGGUCGGAUCUUCCAUGAAGCGCGUGCUGAAGACUUGGGUGGAUUACGCGGACCACAGGCGCCGGUUCAUCCGCUGUUUGGCAAAGCCAGGCGAGGGCGCCGGUGAGUCAGAUCUGCGGUUGUCGGCGUCUCGAUUCCUUUUGCAGAAGCCUACCGGCAUUAACAUGCUGCGGACCUUGCAACUAUGGAUUGCUGCGGUCCUGACUUUCGGACCCUCGGUGCUUGGAGAUCAAAGCAUCAGUGGCGGCGGCAUCUUCAUGAAGAUCCAGGGCCAGAGUGGCAAGAUGACCUUCGCCACGACUGAACCUGUGGGAUCAGCCCCUGACCGCGUGCAGAUCCAAAUGGCGAGCUUGCAGGAGCUCGCGGCGGAUGGCACGGUGCUGGGAGGUGGCGGGAAUGCCAAGCAUUCCUUCAACAGCUUCGCCACCCAAGACUUCACCUUCGGAAAUCCGAUGGCUAGCACCAUCGCCGGGGUUCAGAAGGACACGGCGGGAGCUGAUGGGCUGGUGCCGGACAGUCCGACCGGUCACUCGCCCAAAGACUACAACGUGACAACUGUGUCCUUCACCAGCUAUCUCGGUAGUGGGAACCCGGACACAGACUCCAAGCUUGAGAUCGAAUCCAUCAUCUUCAUGGAGGAUGCGAUCUUGCAGUUUCAAAACCCCGACGGCACGUACAUUCAUCCCACCAUUUCCCAAGGGACAGUGAAGUUCAACGUGAAGAUGAGCCAGUGGAAUUGGUGCGCUGACAAUUGCAAGUCAGCGGAUGGAGUAGGUGAUUCGGUUCGUCUGACGAUUGAGAUGAUCAAUGAAGUCACCGAGUCAUCAGACACGUCUUCGAACGACACCACCACAGAGGUCGUCACACUGUCCCCGACCACCACCCCCACCACCACCACCACCACCACACUGCCUGACUCAAACAGUUCGGGCACCAACUCGAGCUCCAAUUCCUCAAGGAGGCUCACGGGUUGCACGGGUGGCUCCUGUGAGAAUGGUGCCGUUGAGGACUUGGGAGGCGUUUACUUGUCAGUGCUCAACACGUACAUGAUCCAAUCUCAGGAUGGGACAAUCACACAGUACACAUUGCCCAAGAAUCCCGUCCUCACCAUCGAUCCGCCUCCUGGUACCUCGGGCGCCAGCAGGCGCACGACAACCCUGGUGCUUGAGUUCCCGCGGGCCAACUUCACGGCAAAUGACACCCUGAUCUACGACCCGCUCUUGAGCUACUCGGAGUUCGAGGAUGACACCGAAGAUGGCAGUAGCACUACCGGUGACAGCGGAACAGGUGGUAGCAGCACUACAAGUGAUAGCGGAACAGGUGGUAGCAGCACUACAAGCGAUAGCGGCAACCAGCCAGUUAGCAAUGCCCACGGCAUGCCUUUAUGGUCAUUGCACAUGUUGGCUUCGGCUGCACUGCUGGGGUCAGCAGCUCGAUUUUGA